CGGCAAGGGAAGGAACGAGGACAGAAAAGUGUGGGACACAGAGAGAGAGACAGAUGACCUCUUCCCAGCCCGCUUCACUAGGGAGCGAGGGGGACAUUGAUGACGCCGGAGAAGCCUUUGAAUUUGAAGAUAGCGAAGAAGAUGAUCCGAUCCGCCUUGUGGUGAGCAAUGCCAGGACCGAGCUGGGCACCAAGGGGGCACUGCAGGACCCACCCCUCAGGCGAAGGUCGAGCAUCAGCGAAGACCUGGAACCGUUGGGCGGCUGGGACGCGGAAGAGGCACUCCUGGAGGACCGUGUCCCCUUGACGCCCUCUGACUCCAGCGCCCACCUUGAUUGCCGAGAUCCACCGGCUCAGGCUGAAUCGGUGGGGCCGGUGAGCAAUGGAGAUUUUUCCCAGGCGGGGACACGAAUUUACACCUGGAAGCGAAGACAUUCAUCUCAAGGUGAUCGGUUUACCUUCCCGUCUGUUGACGAUGAAGUGAUUUACGAUGAUGUUCCUUACGAAAAAGCCAAUUUACAGCACUGUGAUUCAGAGAGAAGUUUAAUUUACGAAGAUGUCCCUCACGCCAAGCUCGGCUCCCAGGAGCCUGAAGAUUUAGGCUGGAGCUCCAGCGAAUUCGAAAGCUACAGCGAAGACUCGGCCGACGAAAGCAAAGCCCAUGCGGCUCACGCCAAACCCAAAGUUUCCUUCCAGCCGAAGAUGACCCAGUUUAUGAAAGCAGCGAAAAGCGGCACGAAGGAUGGUUUGGAAAAGACCAAAAUUGCUGUCAUGCGGACUUUCCUGCAUAAGAAAGAUAUUCCAGGGGACUCCGAAGAAGAAGAUGUGGGAUUCUUGGAGGUACCAGUUUCAGAGGCCAAACAGCUGCCGGAGUUGGGCCCGAUGCCCGAAGGGUUAAGCUCACAGCAGGUCAUACGACGUCACAUCCUGGGCUCCAUUGUGCAGAGCGAGAGGAGCUAUGUGGACUCGCUGAGGCGCAUUUUACAGGAUUAUAGGAACCCCUUGAUGGAGAUGGAGCCCAAAGUCCUCAGUGCCAGGAAAUGCCAAGUAGUCUUCUUCCGGGUCAAAGAGAUCCUCCAAUGCCACUCCAUGUUCCAAAUCGCCUUGUCUUCACGGGUGGUUGAGUGGGACUCCAUGGAGAAGAUUGGCGACCUUUUCGUGGCCUCGUUCUCCAAGUCCAUGGUCUUGGAUGUGUACAGUGAAUACGUCAACAACUUCACCAGUGCCAUGUCCUUAAUCAAGAAGGCGUGCUUGACCAAACCAGCUUUCUUGGAGUUCCUCAAGAAGAAACAGAUGGCCAGCCUUGACCGAGUCACUCUCUACGGCUUGAUGGUGAAGCCCAUACAAAGGUUCCCCCAGUUUAUCCUCCUACUCCAGGAUAUGCUGAAGAACACCCCAAAAGGACACGCUGACCGCUUGUCCCUCCAGCUCGCCCUAACAGAACUGGAGACCUUGGCUGAGAAGCUCAAUGAGCAGAAGAGGUUGGCUGACCAGGUGGCUGAGAUCCAGCAGCUGACCAAGAGCGUCAGUGACCGCAGCCAUCUCCAUAAGUUGUUAAAUUCGGGGCAACGGCACCUGUUAUUCUGUGAGACCCUGACAGAGACGGUUUAUGGCGACCGAGGUCAACUAAUCAAAUCCAAGGAACGCAAGGUGUUUCUUUUGAAUGACGUCUUAGUGUGCGCCAACAUCAACUUCAAGCCUGUGAACACUGGGGGGCAGCUUGAGAUCAGCAGUCUGGUCCCUCUGGGGCCCAAGUACAUCGUGAAGUGGAACGCGGCCUUGCCCCAGGUUCAGGUCCUAGAAGUGGGCCAGGAGAGCAGCGCCAAGGAGAAAGACGGAAUCGCCAUCCCAAAUGUGGGCUCCAAGAAACCAGCCCCACCCAGCCAGUCUGGCCAUAAUAAAGUUUAUUUGGGACCUCCUCGCCUGUUCCAGGAUCUGCAGGAUCUGCAAAAGGACCUGGCUGUGGUGCAGCAGAUUACUCUUUUAAUCAGUACCCUCCAUGGCACCUACCAGAACCUGAACAUGACGGUGGCCCAAGAUUGGUGCUUAGCUUUGCAGAGGAUGAUGAGGGUGAAGGAAGAGGAGAUCCACUCGGCCAACAAAUGCCGCCUCCGCCUCUUACUUCCUGGGAAGCCCGACAAGUCUGGUCGUCCCGUCAGCGUCAUGGUGGUGUUCAUCACACCAAACCCACUCAGCAAAAUUUCCUGGGUGAAUCAUUUGCACUUGGCCAAGAUUGCCCUCCGUGAGUAAAAACGCCUUCGCCUCCUUGUUCCUUGAUCCGUUGCUUCUUCAUAACGGUGUGCGGUUAGUCCUCGACUUAUAACCGUUCGUUUAGUGGCAGAGUUACAGUUGCCUUGGGGGAAAAAAAAAGUGACUCGGGGCAGGACCCAAUCUGAGCCGGUCACCGGGACUCCCGUGAUAAAAGGGCGAGGGAUUUUCAUAAAGUGACUUACGACAGUCCUCGCACUUACAACCCUGCAGCACACCCCCACCAACGGUCGUGUGGUCAAAAUUCAGGUGCUUGGGCCACUGACAUGGACUUACGAUAGUUGCAGUAUCAGAAAUGGCAGCUUCUGACAAGCAGCGACAGGAUGCUUGAAAUUGUUUUAACAACUGCCUGAUUCACUUUGACAACUGAAUCAAACUAUGUUUUUAAGCUGCCUAGUGUUGCCUUUGGUGAAAUGGGCAGCAUAAAAUUGAAUGAAUGAAUA
Messenger RNA from Notechis scutatus (mainland tiger snake), 2710 nucleotides. NCBI's taxonomy places the organism in Eukaryota, Metazoa, Chordata, Lepidosauria, Squamata, Elapidae. The record is from RefSeq and is a predicted model, not a curated record.